Messenger RNA from Ostrea edulis (European flat oyster), 1183 nucleotides. Its product is annotated as glutathione S-transferase 1-like. Bases 99 to 701 code for a protein of 200 amino acids. Lineage: Eukaryota; Metazoa; Mollusca; Bivalvia; Ostreida; Ostreidae. The transcript has 4 exons. Gene Ontology annotation, molecular function: glutathione transferase activity. The record is from RefSeq and is a predicted model, not a curated record. Gene Ontology annotation, biological process: glutathione metabolic process.
GCCAUUUAACAACGGCCUGAAAUCCGAGCUAGCCACUUGUGACCAUUAUUGUAAAAGGCGUGUGUAAUACAUAUGUGAAAAUUCAGAACUUAAGAAAAAUGCCGGUUUACAAGUUGAUUUACUUUGACGCUAAGUGGCGCGGGGAGGUUAUUAGGCUGGCCUUUACAGCCGCAGGGCAGGAGUUCGAAGAUCGAAGAAUUGCUGGGGAGGAAUGGCCGAGUAUCAAACCUACUUUACCACAAAACCAGGUACCAUGCCUCCAGGUAGAUGACCUUUUGAUCCCCCAGUCCGGCGCCAUCAUGCGAUAUGUUGGCAGAGCUUUCGGGUUAUACGGAACGAACAACGAUGAAAGUACGAUCAUCGAUGUUAUUCUGGGGACUGCGGAAGAUUUCGUUAAGAAUAUUGCGACCAUGCAUUUCGAGAAAGAUGAAACAAAGAAAGCAGAGCUAACGCGAGACAUGGAGGAGACUAAAUUGCCACAACUCUUUAGUGUGUUAGAGAAAAUUCUGAAGGAAAACAAGAGUGCGGGCGAAUUUUGUGUAGGGGAUAAAAUUUCAUUGGCUGACCUUCAAAUCUUUGACAUGAUUGAUCAAGCCGGUUCCAUGGUAAAGCUCCCGACAUUGCCUCCAAAGCUUGGUGGUUUGAUUGAUAAGGUGAAGGCCAACCCUGCAAUAAAGGCGUAUUUGGCGAAGAGAAAGUAACCCCAAAACGCAACACAUGGAAAGAGAAAGUAAUUACACAACGCUGCACACGGAAAGAGAAAGUAACUACAUAACGCAGCACACGGAAAGAGAAAGUAACUACACAACGCAGCACACGGAAAGAGAAAGUAAAUACACAACAAAGCACAUGGAAAGUUAGAAGCAGCAUAAUAUCAUAGAGUCAUUUCAUCGGAAUCAAUCUUGAAAAAAAGAUCAAUUCUCCAAAAAUUGGGAUAAUGUCAUAGCUUUUGAUUAUCUGUUAUUUAGAUUUAUCUUUAUGAAGUCUUCACGUUCUUUAACACUUUCAGACGGUAAAAAUUUCAUCUGAAAUUGUCAUUUAGUUCAAAGUCUUAUUAUAUGCUACAAUGUAGUAUAUUGAAAUUAUAUUACGAUAAAAAGUACGAAAUUUGAUGUUGUGAACGAUUGCAGAUUACCGACAUACACGUGUGAAAUGAAAUUGCAGAGUAAAUACAAACAAUGAU